Calypte anna (Anna's hummingbird) is the source of this 1201-nucleotide messenger RNA. RefSeq names its product deoxyribose-phosphate aldolase (gene DERA). Gene Ontology annotation, molecular function: deoxyribose-phosphate aldolase activity. The record is from RefSeq and is a predicted model, not a curated record. Gene Ontology annotation, biological process: deoxyribonucleotide catabolic process; carbohydrate catabolic process. Gene Ontology annotation, cellular component: cytoplasm. Lineage: Eukaryota; Metazoa; Chordata; Aves; Apodiformes; Trochilidae. The transcript is spliced from 10 exons. The coding region runs from base 54 to 1058 and encodes 334 amino acids.
GCCCCGCUCGGGUCUGGCAGCGGGGGCGGGGAGAGCCGCGGGCGGCGUGGGUUAUGGCGGGCCGGAACCCGGGUACCGAGCUGGAUCUUGGCUGGAUCUCACAAGUGCAUGUGAAUCGACCUGCAAUUGAAAGGCAUGCAGAAGAAAUUAAAAAAGGGAAAACUGUAACAGGUAAUUGGCAAGCUGCUUGGCUGCUGAAAGCUGUCACCUGCAUAGACCUUACCACCCUUUCAGGGGAUGAUACUCCUUCAAAUGUUCACAGACUGUGUUUUAAAGCAAAGCAUCCCAUCAGAGAGGAUCUGCUGGAAGCCUUGGACAUGCAUGAUAAAGAAAGGUGUAAAAAAAUGGCCUGUUCUGCCUAUAAUGGAAGCACUUAUGGUAUUACUGUUGGAGCUGUUUGUGUAUAUCCUGCAAGAGUCAUUGAUGCUGUUAAUGCCCUAAAGGCUGCUGGUUGUAACAUCCCCGUAGCUUCAGUGGCUGCUGGGUUCCCAUCUGGACAAACUCCUCUAGAAAUCAAACUGGCUGAAAUAAAGCUGGCUGUGGAAUAUGGUGCCAGAGAGAUUGACAUUGUCAUUAGCAGGAGUCUGGUGCUGGCUGGCCAGUGGGAAGGUCUCUACGAGGAGAUCCGUCAGUGCCGUGAGGCCUGCGGAGAAGCUCAUAUGAAAACAAUCUUGUCAACAGGUGAACUGGGGUCCCUUGCUAAUGUCUACAAAGCCAGUAUGAUAGCUAUGAUGGCAGGUUCUGAUUUUAUAAAGACAUCUACAGGAAAAGAAGUGGAAAAUGCAACCUUUCCAGUCGGAGUAGUCAUGAUGCGAGCCAUUAGAGAAUUCUACUGGAAAACUGGCUACAAGGUUGGAUUUAAACCUGCUGGGGGCAUUCGGACAGCAAAAGAUGCUAUUACUUGGCUUAUGCUGGUGAAGAACGAGCUGGGAGUAGAAUGGCUAACACCAGAGCUCUUCCGCCUGGGUGCCAGUAGUUUGCUGGAAGACAUUGAGAAACAGAUUUUCUAUCAUGUGACUGGCUCUUAUGCACUUCAGCAUGACCUAGCAAUGGCUUAGACACAAAAUCAACUCAGGAUUACUUUUACAAAGGAGGUCUUUAAGCAAACAGCAUUCAGAAGGCUUCUGACAAGCAAGUGCAUAUGAUAGAAUUAAAAGGCUAAUUCUCCACUCUUCAUAUUUUAUAAUAUUUAAAAAUAUGC